AUGGAUGCCUCCAACUCGUCUGUCGCCUUCACCUCAUGCGUGAGCGGGGUCGACUCUUUCCUGCCACACACAGUUGAUGAGCUGCGGACCAUGCUCGUCCCACCUCAUCUUCCCCCCGAUAACGAAGAGCCGUUUCUGUUCAUUCUUUUCCGACGGACUAACGCUAAUUUCAGGAAUGCCCUCGAAAGCACCACAUCCGAGAUCUCACGCCGGAUAGCUAUUGUCGAAGACGCGAUAGAAAAGUACAAACAUAUCGUCGAGAAUUCUCAGGAGCGCGAGUUAAAAGUCAGAACCCAUAACAUGGCGAUUGCCGCACUAGAGCUACGCUGUUUCCUAUCACCUUCCACGAAGCACCGAGAACAAUACAUGCAAUACUUCAACACCGCAGUGCCAGACAUCAGAGACCAUCCAGCCGAGUAUAGCUUCCGCGAAAAGUGGAAGAGAGAAUUACAAAUGGCAGGCGCGGUCGGCGGGGAGAUGCCAUCGAGCAGCUCAUCGAACGGCGCCCAGCCUCUCAGCCCCUCAAGUCAGGCUGUCUUCCCCCCCGGUGAUGAUGAGAGAAUCAAGUUUUCGAGGCGAUAUGCAGCCGUAGCCGAGCGUUUCAACUCUGAAUACGACAGAACGUAUGAUGUCAAGCACCUAGCCGAGUCCGUGGAUAGCCUGAAAAGGGCAGUUUACCAGCUACCUGAUGGGUUCAAGAAGGAGCAGAUCGUGCUAAAGGACAAUCUUUGCACAAAACUUGGGAGGAUGGCAGAGGCGACGGGGAGUUCUGCUGCUAUAUCCGAAGCGUUGGUUAUUAAUAAAGAGUGCCGGGAAGCGGCCGAGCAGCUCCCUGACAAGGAUGGGCGUAUUGUUUUCGCUCGCACUUUACUACAUGCUGGCAUCCUGCUCAAGAUGCGUGCGCUCAGCAACGGGACUUAUUCAGACCUGGAUCAAGCCAUCGAGUGUCACGACGGAGCCUUGCAAGUUCUCAAAGCUCAGUCCGGACAGGAGGUGGAGGCGAUGAAGGUCGCUCUGACAAUCGAGAUUACGGCCUGUCUUACAAGGAGAUUCUGGACAUUUGGGGGAUGCAAAACCGACGUGGAAAGGGCCGUCAGACUCUGCACAGUGGCCCAGAGAACGCGGCGAGGUUAUGAAAUACAGGCGACCUUGUCCGAAGCCCUACUGGCAAGGUAUCACGCCACUCGCUCACCAGACGACUUCCAUCGCGCCUUCGUUCACGGCGCGAAGGCUGUUCUCCAGACCGACAGAAACGACCCCAAGUAUGCAGAAUACCUGCAAUUUCUGGCGGAGAUAUAUUUGGAUGGCUACGAGAACUAUGCGAGACAGCCUAAUUUGCGGUUCAUCAGAGCGAGAGCGCGAGCUGUUCGACCGGGUAUUAGCACAGCUCUUCCGCGGCGGAGAUAUCGUCGCAUCACGAGAGUCACCUCGGUGAAGACGGUGGGCCUAGCUGUUCCGACCCAUCGACAGCAGGAUCUGAAAACAGCACUGCUGCUACUUAGAGUGGCGGCCACCUCACCGGCCGUCCCAAUGACGCGACUUCUGGCCUCAGCGCGGCUGGGUCUGUGCCUCUGUUACUUGCGGAGUUGGUCUGAGGCGAGCGCUGCGUUGGACGCGGCUCUAGCUCUGCUGCCCAGGGCGGUGCCUCGCAUCCUACCGCUCCAUGAUACCUUAGGCAUCCUAAAGAAACUAUAUGGCAUGUCGACAUUGGCCGCUGGUGCCAAGCUUCGAGCAGGAAAGAGUGCCUGCGAAGCAUUGAUGGCACUCGAAUCCGGACGGUGCUAUUUGUAUGGGAUAAUGCUUUAUUCUCGCCCCGUGCAAGCUGCUAGCCCCGACCUUGCGAAUCAGCGCAAUGCAAUACUGGCCCGAAUCGACACUUUCCAGACGCAAGAUCCCGGGUCCCCGGUUGUAUCCACCAUUUCAGAAAUGGUCAAGAAUAUAGACACUCUGAAGUUACUCGAUUCAAAGAUACGUCAACAUCCUGGACUUGAAAACUUCCAACGGCCACUAACGGAAGGUGAUCUAAUAUCCCUUGCUAGUGAAGGGCCGAUUGUCUGUUUCAUCACCAACCAAGCGGGGAGUUACCUCAUCGCCGUCACGCAAGAUGAUAUUAGAAAGCGUAAACUAACGGGCUUAGAUGAGUCGAAGCUUCGCGCCGACGUCCGGCUCGCGACAAAACCUAGACCAGUCACGAAGGGAGUUGCUCAAACGCUCCAGGACUAUAACAAGGACCUAAGCAAAAUCCUUAGCGAUUUGUGGACUAUGGCAGUUCAACCGGCGUUAGACGAAUUGGGACUGCUCCUCAAGCCGGCCACCGGCUUGACCUCUAGGAUCUGGUGGAUCACGUCCGACCUCAUGGGUCUGCUGCCCAUCCACGCGGCGGGGCAAUUCAACCUCCCCGACAAUAGCCUGCUUUUCGGACAGGCCGUGCGGGAAAGUGCAGGCGACUUCAUUGUUUCCUCAUAUACUCCCUCAUUCCGCCUGCUUCAGGAGUCACGGCGCAACCGCACCGCGCUGCCUGAAAAGGACCAGUGUCAUAUCCUCAUGGUUGCGAUGCCCGAAACUGCUGGCUGCGAUGACCUCAACGUCGCCCAAGAUAUCGAGUCCGUCCAGCAGAUACUGAAAUUGGCCGGAUGGCGAGAACCAGUAGUCCUGAUGUGCCCCUCCAAGGCCGAAGUUGUCGUUGCAUUGCUGAAAUGCCACAUCGCGAUAUUCGCAUGCCAUGGAACAGCCAACCGUUUGGACCCGUCGCGCAGUGGGCUUCUGCUCCGUGCCAAUGAGAGAGGGGUUCCGGAAAUUCUGUCCAUGACAGACCUGCAGGGACUGGGUCUCAUGCAUGCCCGGCUAGCCUGUCUACUGGCGUGCUCUACUGGCAAGAAUGCUGCGAGGUGGCUCUGGGACGAAUGCAUCCACAUCGCGGGCGGCUUCCAGCUCGCCGGAUUCUCUGAGGUGAUCGCGACGCUCCAUCCGGUGCAGGACCGGAUCGCGAGCAGGGUCACAAAGGCACUCAUGGGCGAGAUUGUACAGCGACGGGAGGAUGUGAGCUUUGCUGGAGCUUUACACUCGGCGCUGAAGGCAGUGAGCAAGGAUGACAACGUGGUGGAGUGGUGUCCUUUCGUUCAUUUCGGAGCCUGA
Messenger RNA from Fonsecaea erecta, 3135 nucleotides. RefSeq lists its product as hypothetical. The transcript has a single exon. Lineage: Eukaryota; Fungi; Ascomycota; Eurotiomycetes; Chaetothyriales; Herpotrichiellaceae. The record is from RefSeq and is a predicted model, not a curated record. Bases 1 to 3135 code for a protein of 1044 amino acids.